Messenger RNA from Carassius gibelio (silver crucian carp), 2520 nucleotides. RefSeq lists its product as uncharacterized. Lineage: Eukaryota; Metazoa; Chordata; Actinopteri; Cypriniformes; Cyprinidae. Gene Ontology annotation, molecular function: protein binding. The record is from RefSeq and is a predicted model, not a curated record. The transcript has 14 exons. Bases 830 to 1840 code for a protein of 336 amino acids.
CAGUACUGUGUGUGUGUGUGUGUGUGUGUGUGUGUGUGUGUUGGUUUUUGUGGUUUACAAGGACUUUUGACCUGAAUACGCACCAGCAUUACAGGGACAUUUGGGUUUAUGAGGACAGGGCCCAUGUCCUUAUAAUUCCGACAGUGUAGAUGCCUUUCUCUAUGUCCCAGAAGCUCCCUCUCAAAGUUUCGCGCCAUGUCCUAAUAUACCACAAAAAUCUGAAAUUUUACUAUACACUGUGUAUCCUCUGAGCUCGGGAGUGCGCCCCUGCAGCCCGGCCCCGGUACUGCAUCCGCGUCAUCGAAAAUUUGCAUAUUUUACACUUGUGUAAGUUUGGAGGCCGCUGAUUGGUUAGAUCGGCAUCGGAAGGCGGGAAAACAAAAUGGCGGCGGUGGGCGGGGCUACAUUCUGCCGCUAAUAGCGCCGUACAAGUAAGUUAAUGCAGUUUGGUAAUUAUUUAAACAUUUUUUGUAAUAAUUUAUCGAUUGUAUUUAAUUAUAUAAAUGCAUACUGAUCGUGCAAUUAAACAUGUUCCUUAAAUAUCAUCAUAUAAAGUAUGAAUGUGACAUCAAAGCUGUAAUUACUCGGUUUAAUAUCUGUAAAUUAAUGUAACGCUAUUAAUGUAACGUUUCAUAGAUGGUUAUUUAAAUAUAUAAUAAUUAUUAUUAUUAUAAUUAUAAAUCCCGUGUACACGUGCUUUAAUCAGCGAGGCAAGUGUGACUGUUUGUAACUUCCUGUUUGGACCGGACACAAUCUGUGCACCUGAAGCGAAGACAUCUGUGGUGUGAAGCUGUUGGAAACAACUAUUAUAUGAAAGCAGACACAGAGGAUGGCUGAAGGUGUGAGGCGAAGGAGAAAGCUGAAGCCCGUGGAGGAGGCCAUACAGUUUUCACUUGAACAGAAAGACAAGAAUGGACUCGAGGGCAGGUUCAUCAGUCAUCUUAAAGGGAGGGGUGUGUUCAGCUGUACUGACUUUGAGAAAGGAGAUUUCCUGCUGGAAUACAGAGGAGACCUCAUCAGCAAAGAAGAAUGUGAGCGGAGGCAAAGAAUAUAUCACGAUGCACUUAAAGUUUUCAUGUUUGAGUUUCGCUACAAUGGAAAACUCCUCUGUGUCGAUGCAGCCCGAGAUGACGGUUCUCUUGGGCGGCUUGUAAACGAUGACCAUAUUAACCCAAACAGCAGGAUGAAGACGAUUCGUGUGGAUGGAAAACCUCACUUAUGUUUAUUUGCCACAAGGAGCAUCUGUCCUGGUGAAGAGAUCACAUAUGAUUAUGGUGAUUCUGAGUGGCCAUGGAGAUGCACGACUCUUAGUGUGGUUGAACCGUCCACUCUUGAAGUCAACACUCUGUCCCAGUCAGAAGACACAGACGUAGAGAAGACUCUUAGUGUGGUUGAACCGUCCACUCUUGAAGUCAACACACUGUCCGAGUCAGAAGACACAGACGUAGAGAAGCUGAAAGUUGUCAGUGAUCAGUCAGUGUUGGACUCCAGUAUCUGUGCAGCCUCUGAAGGACUGGAAAAGGUGACUCUGAAUAAGGACCAGUUACUAUUGGAUGAUCAGGACUGUGUUGAGAAGAUGUCACCUGUCAAAGAGCAUGUGUUGAAUGAGGAGCAGAGCUUUUGUGCCCCAGUUGAAGGAGUUAAGGAGGUCUGCAGACAUGUUGUGGUCACUUCAGCAAUAUCAAGCAUGGAUAAAUGUGCUGAAUGUGUGGGACCUGUUGCAGCUCUCAAGUGGAUUGGCCUGAGAUGUAAAUUGUGCUCCAGUUUUUGGCAUAAGUCCUGCUAUCUGAAGCGUCAUGAAUGGGAUGGAAGACGGUCAUCGUGUAUGAGAUCAACAUGACAGAUACUGAUGACAGUGAUGCUGAAGAAAGUGAAUCUGAUGAUGAGGCUCUUGCUGGAGCUGCGGGAAACUCCAGUAAUGCUGGUGUUCAGAAGAUGCCCAUUGAGAGCACCACUGAACUUCCUGAAGAGAGUGAGAGUGAGGCAGAAACUGAAAACCCACGGAGAGGGCAGAAGGUGUCCUGGUCAAACGCUGAAGUUACAGCUGUAAUGAAACAUUUUAAGGGCCACAUAGCUAAAGGAAAACUGGCCACACUGACUGAAUGCCAGCAGUGUAAAUCUGCUGAGGAUCCUGUUUUGGUGAGACGCAGUGCACAGAACAUAAGGGAUUUUGUAAGAAAUCGAGGAAUUAGCUUAAAAAGGAAAACCCAAAGCAAGUGAUGUUACAGUACAUUUUGUGUGUUCUUGAUGCCAUUCAAUUAACAUUAGCACUUUGGCUGUUGUUUUUAUUUCCCAUAGUGCAAUACUGUUAUGGCAGCAGUUCAUACGAAUAUCUCCUUGUAGAAAUCGAGGUUGACUGUUAGUUUGUCAAAAAUUACAAAAUUGUGUCAAUUUCUCAUUGAUUUUUGGAUGACCUGUCCCUUAAAGAGAAUUUAACUUCCAGAAUGAAAACUGUCAUCAUGUACUAACCCUCCACUUGAUCCGGACCUGCAUCAGUUUCUUUCUUCUGUUGAACACAAA